Molecule: messenger RNA, 1824 nt
Organism: Amoebophrya sp. A120
Lineage: Eukaryota; Dinophyceae; Syndiniales; Amoebophryaceae
Source: the annotation of a GenBank genome assembly
CACAAUUGUGGUGCGCUGAUUAAAACGCCGUGCCAACAACAUGCCAUGAUCUACAUCUAAUCUUUAUGCAAAAGAGUAUCGCCGCCCAUACUUCAUGUUGAGCAUUCCUUUGUCGUGUAUAUCGUUCCAAAAGAAAAAAAAACAAAACAAUAGACCUAUUUGUUGUACCGUAGCUCCUGACCACCAUUUCAUUUCCCCGUGACCGCAGGGAAUCAACAUGAAAGCGUUAAAAAAAGACGCUUCGGAAAACGAGAUCGAGGCGUGGCUCGAUCUCUAUGAAGACGAAGUGUGGAGCGUCAAAAGUGGUUUGUUUUCCCGGAUGCGCUAUCCGCUCUACCGCCUCCACGAAAAGGCGCUGGAGCAAGCGGGGAAGGUGCUAAGCCUCCAAGGCAAAAUUGAUAUCGUGCUGAACGUGUGCUCGCACAUUCAUGACAGAGGAGUAAUGAGCUCGUGUGGGUUUCCGGUCGAGAAGAUUUAUGAGGUAAUGUGUCGCUUUUGCUUUUCAUGCUCUAGACCCGGAUCUUUCGUUUGCUUAUCAUAGCUCAUCUCGCCAUGAUAUUGAGAAACUCCAUGACAUCAAAUCGAAUUCUUCUGCUCGGAUUCAAAAGGCAAAAACUUUCAGGUGCUUAGCGAUGGCUUGGCAAAAUUGGCGCGCAGUGUAGCGGGGCGGAAGAAAGCUGAAGUAGAGAACGAAACCAAGUGGGUUGAGGACCGCCUCGAUUACCUCGACUCCUACAAAUAUGUCACGUCUGGCGAGUUUUGCGGCGAAGACGAGGCGGCGGCGAAGAUCGACCCGGACCUGCUCCUCCGCGAGUGGAAAGCGCAUCAUGGAAAAAAGAAGGACGCAGAGCAGGCCGAGGACGAAGAGCCUGAGGAAGCGAUGGCAUUGGUAUUGCGGCUAGUACUUGUGCAGUGUUUUUUUAAAAAGGCCGGCUUUCCUUUGUUCUCGGCCGUAUUGCCACUGCGUAGCCGGUCGUGAUAGAUAAGUCCUUCCAUUAUGAGUGCUUUUUUAAAAUCUUGUGCGAGUGCGAUGCGGACUACACAGGAACGGCGUAUGGACAAGAAAGGAAUACAAGCACAAAGAACUCGCUUUCCUGUUGCGAGUUGCUCAUUGUACGAUCACACCUUAACAAGUUGUGCAUGACCAAGAUCAUCAAUACAACCAACAGGUAGAGAAAAAUCAAAACGCGGGGGAAAAAAUGAAAAUGGGGCGGCCAGCAAGAUGAACAAGAAAAAGACGAAAACAAGCAAUAGCAUGCCGGCGAAAAUGAAUGCCAAGAACGCCACGACAACCAAGCCCAAGAUGGUCGUGAUGAAGAAGAAUGGAGCCAACAAGAUGAACAUGAAAAACACGAAAAAUAAUAGCAAGACGGCGAAAACUACGAAUGCCAACGCCAAGCAAACCAAGCCCAAGAUGGUCGUGAUGAAGAAGAAGUAAAGCAAACCCGAAUAGAGCUCCCUAGAAAAACCAAAUUUCAUCUUCCUUGUGAGUUUUUUGUAAAAAAACGAACAGCGGCUGCGCUGGCUCGAACAAGCAAAAGUGGACUGUGGUACUUACUAUGGAACGAAAGGAACUUGUAAUGCUGGGCGAAAACCACGGAACGAGAAAAGAACAAAAGGAAAGCGACAACAUACCUUCGUGUUAGUUGUAGCACUUGAAACAACUACCAAUCGCAAUGCAAACCUUGUGUGAAUUGCUCAAUUCAUUGUUAGUGUGACCUCGACCUCGGACCUCCUCUAAAUUGCUAUUGAAUAGCAAAAAUUUGGAAAAAGACAAGAACAAGGUUAAGUAUAAGUGUAAAAGGAACACAAAGCAAGUCCGCU